AUUGGCGGGCGGUUUGAAUGACGGAAGUGACGGUGGCUCGGCGAUGGCUGCCUCGCAAGCGCAGGAACGGCUGUUCGGAAGCUGAUCGGCGGCGACCGCCGGGGCCUUCGCUGUCUGAGCUGCGGUUCUUGGCUCCCGGCUACAGGUUCUCAGAACCUUUAUAUGUAAAGAACACAGAAAUGAAAAGAAAAGUAAAUGCUGGCAAGUUGAGAUUGAGUCCUAAUGAGGAAGCUUUCAUUUUAAAAGAAGAUUAUGAAAGAAGACGAAAACUAAGAUUGCUGCAGGUUCGAGAACAAGAAAGGGACAUUGCUUUACAGAUAAGAGAAGAUGUAAAGCAGAGGAGAAAUCAGCAAUUUAUUCGUUUGGCAGAGGCGCUAAGAACAGAAUGGGAAGAAUCACAAACUCAGAAAAUAAAGAACUUGGAACAACUCUAUUUGGCAAGUUUAAGAAGUAUGGGAGAGGGACAUCAACGAGCCAAAGAAAAUGAACCUGAUUUGAAUGCUCUGGCAGAGCAGGCAGCAGAAAGAAAAAGAAGAGCAGAAGUGAGGCAUAAAGAAGCCUUGAAAGUACAGAAAAAUCAAAAAGAAAUGUUAAUGAAACAAAAAACCUGGCAUAUAAAAGCUCGAAAGGAAGCACUGCUUGUGGAAAAAGAGAGAUCUGCCAAAAUUACAAGUCUGCCACCUCCUCCUCCAACUCUUUUUGAGAACAUUGAAGUAAAGAGAAUUUCUAAUGUGAAAACAGGUAGCUCUACCUACCAUCAUCUUUACACUUUCGUGAAUAGAGAGAUAGACACAAAGCAGCCAGAUCCUCAUUUGGCUGCUGAAGAAGAAGCUAAAAGAUUGGAAGAAGUACAAAAACAAGCAGCGAAAGAGAGAAUGGAACAGAAUGAAAAGGCACACGUACGGGGUUUCCAAGCAAUGAAAAAGAUUCAGUUGGCUCAAAAUCAAGAGAAACUAAUGAAAGAACUCAGACAGCUACAGCAAGAGGAUCUGGCACGUAGGAGACAGACUGUAGCACAAAUGCCAUCACAACUACUUGAACUUCCAUACAAACGCAGUGAAAUGAAAGAAGAUUGGCAGAGAGAGCUAGAAUUUGCCUUUGAAGACAUGUACAAUGCAGACAGGAAGGUGAAAGGAAACCUGAUUUUGCACCUUGAACCAGAGCCUUUGCCCACUGUGACUGAUCAGAUCGAAGAUGAACUGGACCUUUCAAUGGAACAAGAAAAUUUAGGUGCAACUGAAAACCUUCCAGUGACAGAAGCUGAAAGAACAUGUUUUAGUGAAGCAGAUGUCCCCUUGGCAAUGAAGACCCACCAGCUCCCUUCAAAAAUUCUUUUUAAAAAAUUAUUAAAUAAGAUCCGAAGCCAAAAAUCUCUCUGGACAAUUAAAUCCAUGUCUGAGGAUGAAAGUGAGGAGACUGCAACUGUUAGUGGAACUGAGAGCGAAGCACCAACAGCUAAAUCAGGAACGACUGCUGUCGAAGAGAGGACGUUAUCCUCUGGGCAGGAACAAGUUGAAAGUGAUACGAUAACAGUUGACUCUGGACCACUUACUAGUGAGGAUAAACCACUUUCAUGUGAUAGAGACUCUAAAAAGGAACAAGAAAUAAAAGAGACUCAGCCUAUCACAACUGUAGCUCAGAGUUCAGUACUACUUCAUCCUCAAGAAGAAGCAGCCAAAAUUAGAAUGGCAGCAAGGCAGAAACAGAUAAUGGAAAUAGAAGAGCAGAAGCAAAAGCAGUUGGAAUUACUUGAACAAAUUGAACAACAGAAGUUAAGAUUAGAAACUGAUUGCUUCAGGGCUCAGCUGGAAGAAGUAAAAAGAAAAAAAGCUCAACAGACUGGGGUUGGCAGUGCUCCAGGAUCAUGUGCCAUCAGUACUGAUGAAGAAAGUCAUAGGCGGAUGAUUCGUAACUAUCAACAUCAGCUUUUACAGCAAAACAGGCUUCACAGAAAGUCUGUUGAAACAGCCAGGAAACGAUUACUUGAGUAUCAGACUAUGUUAAAAGGGAAAUACCCAUCCAUGACAGCCACAUCGUUGAUAUCCGAUUCUGUUACAUCAGUCCCACCACUGAAAUCUGAAAGACUCACUGUUGUAUCAGACCUUUGGGACCAAGGCCAGAGACCUAAGUUGUGUCCUAACGAAUAUCAACCUAUACAGCUCAUACAGAUCCCCAAAUCAGAACCAGAUUAUUUUCAGGUUCCACGACAAAAAGGCUUUCCACAAAGACAGAUAGAAACAACAAAAACUGAUGUUUUAGCCAACCAAUGUUUAGAAUCACAAGAACGGCCAAAGCAAUUUUCUCAGACUGAAACACAACAAAGAGACUAUAAAUCAGUCCCUGAAGAGUCUCAUAUACUUCCAGGGGCUCUAUCACAUGAUAGGCUUCCAGUAUUCCGGCAUUCUAGUGAAAUAGCUGAAACAUCUAGGGCAACAACUUUUCAAACUUUAGACUCCCAGCAGAUUGUUUCAGAGAACAAUGAAAAUAUAUCUUCUAAGCUAACCGAACCUUCUUCAUUCCUACCACCACUGGUACCUGAGCAUUCUUUUCGUACUGUGCCUGCUAAAGUUGAAUCUGGAGAAAUCCAGGAAACCUUUUCAACCAUGAGCAAAAGUGCAGUUUCUGUAAGCCAUUCUAUAAUCAGACAAAUGCAGGGUAAGUCUUUGCCAUCCUCAGAGAACAUCAUAUCCCAAAAGGGUAACUUGAAGGCUCUCCAAGAACAGUUAGACCUACAGAAGGAAGUUCUUCGCUCAAGACAGAAAGCUCAGGAACAGUUCCUUUUGUGCAAACAAAAAGAAUUAGAAGGGCAAACUGGUGUCUCUACAUUGCUUCCAUUGGUACCUCUGGAUUCAUCUGCUUCACUGCCUUCUGCCAAAGUUGAAUCAGAGAGAAUCCGGGAACCUUCUCCAGCUAAGAAUGAUUCUGCAGUUUCCUCGGGUCAUCCUGGGAUCCCACAACUUCAGGAUAGGCUUUUGCAUUUUUCACAGCCUAUCUUACCACAGCGACAUCAUUUUAAAUUUCUUCAGCAACAGUUAAAUAUUCAGAGGGACAGCCUUCAGGCUAGGCGAGAAGCCCAGGAAGUAUUAUAUGUACCUACACAGGGUGAUCUGAAUGGAAAAGUGCGGUCUGAACAGACCGAGCCCCCUUCUCUCCCAUCUCAGGUAGCUCAGCAUGCAUUUACUUCACUUCUUUCUGCUGGUACUCAAUCUGGAAAAAUCCAGAAGCAGUAUUCAUCAAAGAGUGAAGAGGGCCUUCUCUCAAGCCAGUCUGAAAUCCCAAAAUCUCAGGGUAGCUCUUUGAGUUUCAUACCUUUGCAUGAUAAUUUGAAGUUGCUCCAAGAGCAGCUGGCUGCACAGAGGGAAACUCUUCAGCCUGGGCAUGAAGCCCGGGUGGAAUUACUUUUACAUAGACAAAGGGAUUUGGGGGACAAUAAAUCUGGGCAGAUGAGUUCUUCAUUCCCACCAAUGAAAAAAUGCAAGCUUCCUAAAACUGAGCCUGGAUUUCAGAACCUUUAUUUGUCUGAGAAGGAGAGUACUAUUUCCUCAAGUCACUCGGUAAUGCCAACGUUUCAAGAUGAGUCUCUCAGUUUUCCACUGCAUAGCCUGCCACAGCAAGAAAAUCUGACAACUCUCCAAGGACAGUCGCACAUACAGAGGGUAAUACUUGGUGCCAAACAAGAAACCCAGGAAUUUGUACACAAACAAAGUGAAUUAGAAAAAGGAAUUUCUUCUGAACAGACUGGCACUUCUUUAUCCCUAUCGCAAGUAACUGAAUCUGAAAGGUGCCAGGAAUUUAUGUCAAUCAAUAGUGACAGUACGGUCUCCUUGAGCCAUUCUAAGUUCCCAAGAUUUCAGGAAAGAGUUAUGAGAUUUUCACAAGGUAAUUUGGAGGAACAUCAAGAACAGCUGGACACAGAGAAGGAGGCCAUUCGUUUUAGCCAGAAAACCCAAGGAAAUGUAUCUUCUGAACAAAUUGGUUCCUCCUCAUUCAUCCCCCAGUUAGGACAGUUUUCAUUUACUUCAUUACCUUCUGAAUCUGGUAUAACCCAGGAACCUCUUUCAACAGAGAGUGAUGGUAAAAUUCCUUCAAGCCAUUUCCAGAUCCCACAAUUGCAGGAUAGGCUUUUGAGAAUAUCCCAACUUAUCCAGCCUCAACAAGAUAACUUGAGGGCACUUCAAGAACAAUUAGCCACACAGAGGGAAGCCAUCAUUCAACCUAGACAGGAAGCCCAGGAAGAAUUACUUUUACAUAAACAGAGUGAGUGGAAUGAAGGAAUAUCUCCUGAUCAGAUUGACACCUCUUUCUUACCCUUAAGUGGACAACAUUCAUUUGCUUCAUUACCUCUUGCUGAAUCUGAUAGAAUCCACGAACCUUGCCCAACUGAGAUUGACAAUACAGCCUCUUCAAGUCAUUCUGAGAAACCAAGAUUGCCUGAUAGGCUUUUGGGUUUAUCACAGCCAGUUUUACCUCAAGGUAUAUUGCCCAGACAAAAUAAAUUUGAGGAAAAUUUAUCUUCUGAGCAUUUUAUCCAACCUCACCAUGGUGAUCUGAAGGUAUUUCAACAGCAGUUAGAUAUACAAAGGAAAGCCAUUCGGUUUAGACAGGAAGUCCAAGAAAAAUUGCUUUUGCAAAGACUAAGUCAAUUGGAGAAAAGGGUAUCAUCUGAUCCGACGAGCUCCUCUUCAUUGUUAUCCCAGGUAGCACUGCCUGUUGCUGAAUCUGAAAGAAUCUCAAACUCUUUUCCAACAAGAAGUAACAGUACUGUUCCCUCAAGUCAUCCUGAGAUCCCCAGAUCACAGGAUAGGCUUUUGAGUUUAUCACAGCCUUUUCUGCCUCAACAAGAACAUUUGACAGCACAAUCGGAUUUACAAAGGGAAGUAAUGCAUUCUGAUGAGAAGGCCCAGGAAGAACUGUUUUUAAACAAAAAUAACUUGACUGAAAGUGAAUCUUUGGAGCACGCUAUUCCCUUUUUGUCUCUACCCAAGGAAAGAGAGCAUUUAUUUAUUCCACUACCAUUUGCUGAAGUGAAAUCUAAAGACAUUUGUGAACUGGAUUCAUUCAAGAAUGGACAUGCAGUUCCUUCAGGCAAUUCUGUGGUCCCCAAAUUUCAAGAUAGACUUUUGAGUUUUUCACAGCCUAUCUUAGCUCAGCAAGAUAACUUGGGACUUGAGAAGCAGUUGGAUCUACAAAAAGAAAUCCUGCAUUAUAACCAAAAAGCCCAAGAAGAACUGCUAGUACAGAGACAAACAGAACUGCAGCAGCAGAUACAGAAACACCAAGAGACUUUGAAGGAUUUCUUUAAAGAUGGUCAGACAAGUAAGUCCACACUUGAAAAUGAUUUAAAAACCCAGAUGCUCAGGGAGUGGCUUCCUCAUCUCCAAGACCAAGCUAGAGAUGGUCCUGAAGACAUUAGUCCUGCAGAUAAAAGCAAUUCUGAUGAUAAUCAUCAGCUGCUUUCAGAAGAUAGUAGCACCAAACAAAAUGGUGAGCAUCUGAACAGAGAACCGGAUAGGAGAGCCUCAAAGCCACCUGUAGCAAAAGUGAAAUGUGGAUUGGACUUGAACCAACAUGAACUUAGUGCUAUUCAAGAGGUAGACUCACCAGCAAGUGGCAGACCUUCUAUACUAGGUAAAUCAGAUUUUUAUCAAGACAGAGACCCCCUGCGGGUCUCUGUUAGUCGAGAACAAAAUUUCCUUGAGACCUCACUGGACCACGAUCCAUUUGGUCGUCCUCCCCCAACUGACCAGGAGAAGGUCUGUGGUGAUGAUUCUGAUGAAGCAGUCAAGGUUAAGGAGGCUGUGAUUGAGAAUCAUGCAGUAUUAAGUUAUGCCGUGGAGGAAGAAGAACAUACAUAUCUGAGUCCAGCUGUGAAGCCAGAUAGUAAGGCUGACACACAAGAGAUUUAUCAUGAGCCAUUGUCUUCAGUAACUGUUUCUACUGGGAGCUUAAGUUAUGAAAACAUAGAUUUGAGCUUUACAGAUCCAGAAUCAUUUUCAGAGUAUGUGGACCAUAGGGAACAAGAAUCUACCACCGGCAAAGAAGAAGAAACAAAUAUUUUAAGUUCUAUAGUUCCUCCAUCACAAGUUAUUUACCAAAGGCAGGCCUCUUGGGACAUUCAUAAACCUAUGUUGGCUGCAGUGGAAAAAUGUACAUCUGGUCAAGCGCACGUUCAGCAGAUGAUAGACAAGUACAUAAAUGAAGCAAAUUUGAUGACUCAAAAAGACUUGCGGGUUGAUCUUGACUUUCCAGAAUUGGAACACAUUUUUCCAAACUUGCAUCAUCAGCUGUUUAAACCCUUAGAACCACAUCCAGAUUUUGAUUUGUCAUCAUUAUCCUCUGGGAUUUCUCAAGAGAGCAGAGACUUUUACCAGAGCUCAGACUCCUCAUGUGAAAGCCACCAUGCAACUAUGUCAUCCAAAAGUACAGUUUCUUUUACAGCACUGAGGACCAGCCUGCAUUCUCCUCUUAACAUAGGCCUGAAUCAGCAACCUGACCCUAACUUGGCUCACACUGCAGCUCACAGUUUUCCCACAGAAAAUAUUAUCGAGGGAUCUGAACAAUCUUUUAAACAACUUCUGCCAGAAUUUUCUUCCCAGGAGGGGAGCCAGCAUGCUGAUCUACCAAGUAUUUUUAGCAUUGAAGCAAGAGAUUCUUCCCAAGGCAUGGACAAUCAGAACUACUCCUCUGAACAGACUGAAAUACUACAAAAUAAGAAAAAAAGUGUUCAUUUCCAGCUUUCUGUAGGAAAUUUUCCAGAUUCAGUUUUCAGUUUAUCUGAUGAGGCUAAUGUAUUUCAUCAGUUAAAUCUACAGCAUAGCCCUCCGCGUAGUUCUACCUCUAGUGCAUGCUCAAUGAAAGACCAACUAGAAGACAGGAAAGAAAGACUGGCCUUUGGAGAACUAUCAGAAAGAGGGGUUGAUCCAGUGUUACAAAGUCAAGGACUCAUUGAUGAUAAUAAAACCUGUGGGGUUUUAAAUACAAAUCCAUCUGUAGAGGAAACUGACUCACAGCUAUGUGUAAGAACAGUGGAGAUGGGAAUUCAGACACCAUAUUCAUUAACUCUUCAGAAUGAAAAAUAUUUUGAGAACUCAACUAAAGCAGAAACUCCAAAAAUCACACAAAACCUCUCUCAGCUAUCACAGUCUGAGCCGUUUUUAAGUUCUGGUUCAUUUUCACUACAGAGCUCUAUUCCAGUCUGGGAGACAGAGUCUGGCCAUGGCAUAAUGGAAGAACCAGAGCUUACAUUAGUAAGCACCAGUGAUGUCAGUAUUGCUGAAGUGGAUUUUGCAAACUUAACCCUUGGAGAAAGGAAAGAGAAUGAGGCAGAAAGUUUUCAGGUGAGUGAAUUUCUGCCUCUUGUAUCAGAAACAGAAACCUCAGAUUAUCCAGCUGUAUCAGAGCAUUCUGUGGAGAAGCCAGCUAUAGCAUCAGCAGGAACCAUUCCCAAGUUUACACCUAUGCCAGGAAGCUUACAAGAAGCAUUUGUAAAGAAAAAAAAAUCAUUUAUAGAGAGAUCCUCUCAGAGACAGAAGGAAAUAAAGAAUAAAAUUCGUGUCUCAGAAAAUUCUCCAAGCAAAAUAGUUAAGGGGAAACCUACAGGUUCAUCUGUGAGUUGCCUAAAAGGUGUGACUAGAGUGUUACUUCCCCAAGACAGAAAGACUGCACAAGCCCUCAUGCACCAAAGAGCUCUAAGAUUAUACAAUCAGUUAGAUGAGAAAGCAAAGCAAGAUGCUUAUGCCCAAAAUAGAGCAAGGGCAAAAGAAUUUCAUAAGAAAACACUAGAAAAACUUCGAGCCAAAAAUACAUGCUGACUUUCCACAAAAAGCAUAAAGGUUUUUUAUUACGUGUAACAUAGGCAUAAUUAUUUAAAAUAAAUUUUUAUUUAAGGAA
Messenger RNA from Pteropus alecto (black flying fox), 7890 nucleotides. It is a transcript of the gene CEP295, whose product is annotated as centrosomal protein 295. Gene Ontology annotation, cellular component: cytosol; centrosome; centriole. The transcript has 30 exons. The record is from RefSeq and is a predicted model, not a curated record. Lineage: Eukaryota; Metazoa; Chordata; Mammalia; Chiroptera; Pteropodidae. The coding region runs from base 18 to 7811 and encodes 2597 amino acids. Gene Ontology annotation, biological process: regulation of centriole replication.